This is a messenger RNA of Raphanus sativus (radish), 2087 nucleotides long. RefSeq names its product transcription factor SCREAM2-like. Gene Ontology annotation, molecular function: DNA-binding transcription factor activity; sequence-specific DNA binding; protein dimerization activity. The transcript is spliced from 4 exons. The record is from RefSeq and is a predicted model, not a curated record. Gene Ontology annotation, biological process: regulation of DNA-templated transcription. Bases 462 to 1811 code for a protein of 449 amino acids. Gene Ontology annotation, cellular component: nucleus. Lineage: Eukaryota; Viridiplantae; Streptophyta; Magnoliopsida; Brassicales; Brassicaceae.
AAGGAGAUAACUAAAAGUAACACACACUCACGGUCAGGGUUUAGCCUCUGCUAAUCAUCUUUCCUAACGUUAUGACACACUAUGUAACUGAACUAUUUCCAAAUGAGAGAGAAAGAGAGAGAGGUGGCAAAGAUGAAGUGAAGGAGGUGAGAGACGUAAAGCAAAGGGGAUCGUCACGAGAAUCAGUGGCAAGUCUUUAGCUUUUUUAGGAUUUUGAUGAGCUCUGCAAAAUUUUUCUAUCUUUUAUCUCUCCUCUUUUUUUUUUUUGAUCAGCCAUCUUCAUAAGAUCCUCGUGAUUCCUCUUUAACGCCUCCUCCUACUUUUCAAGAAAAACCUCUCUGAGAAAAAUAUUCAAAGUAUAUCUCUCCGUUUCUCUCGCCUUGUCUCCCUUUUCAGGUUUUCAUCUUUUUCUUCCACCUCCAAAACUCAAAAAAAAAAUAAAAAAAAUCAGUGAUAGAGCUAUGAACGGGGACGGAACUUGGCUUGGUGAAGCAUCUCAAGCAGGCGAUAACGAGGAUGAAUCUGGGACGUGGGUCAGAAACACAGAAGAAAACUGGUUUAAUAACCCACAACCACUACACCAUAACGACCUCAGAUUCAGUGGUGGACUUCCCUUGAAUCCUUCAGAGAAUCUCCUUCUCCUUCUUCAGCAGCAAUCUAUUGAUACCUCUUCUCCGUUGCAACACUUCACACUCGACUCUGCCCCACAACAACAACAACAAGAACAGUCUUUCUUGGCUACAAAAGCUUGCUUCACUUCUCUACUCAACGUCCCCACCAGUAACAACAACAACCCUUUUGAUGAACUCGGCUUCAGCUCUGGAUUUUUAGGACAAACACAUGUAAACCUGACACCAAGCUCCAUGAGUUUCUCUGGUCUGAGUUCACCACCGGACUUUCUCUCUUCCCGGUCAACUCACCUGCCGGAAAACACCACCGGAGUAGGUAACAGAUUCACUCCUCUGGAGUUUGCUGGAAUCACCAACGGCGUUUUCGAGAACAGAGCCAAGGUUCUCAAACCGUUAGACGUCUUAGCUUCACCUACCUCGCAGCCGACGCUCUUCCAGAAACGAGCUGCAAUGCGUCAGAGCUCAAGCAGCAAAACGUGCAACUCGGAGUCUUCCUCCGAGAUGAGAAGAUCAAGCUACGAGCGUGAGAAUCUCGAUGACGCGAGCACUGGAAUCACAGACAUCAUCUCCGAUGAGCAUAACAACAACAACAACAAAGGCAAGAAUAAAGGAAUGCCUGCUAAGAAUCUUAUGGCUGAGAGAAGAAGAAGGAAGAAGCUUAACGAUAGGCUCUACAUGCUUAGAUCAGUAGUCCCCAAGAUCAGUAAAAUGGAUAGAGCAUCUAUACUUGGUGAUGCUAUUGAUUAUCUUAAAGAGCUUUUACAGAGAAUCAAUGAUCUUCACACCGAACUUGAAACUACUGCUCCACCGAGUUCUUCAAGCUUGCAUCCGUUAACACCGACCACGCAAACGCUGAGUUACCGUGUUAAGGAAGAGUUGUGUCCUUCUUCUUCUUCCUUUCCAAGCCCUAAGGACCAGCAAGCUAGAAUUGAGGUUAAGUUAAGAGAAGGGAAGGCAGUGAACAUUCACAUGUUUUGUGGACGACGACCUGGUCUUUUACUUUCCACCAUGAGAGCUUUGGAUAACUUAGGAUUGGAUGUUCAACAAGCUGUUGUUAGCUGCUUCAACGGGUUUGCUUUGGAUGUUUUCCGCGCUGAGCAAUGCCAAGAAGGCCAUGAUGUGGUGCCUGAACAGAUCAAAGCAGUGCUGUUAGACACUGUCGGUUACACCGGUUUGGUUUGAUGAGUCCAGUGAAGAAGUAUCUGUGUGAAAACAGACCUACAUCUAAGCCUUUUCAUUAGUUCUGUAGUUUUCUUCUUACUUAGUUUUCAUAUGAUAACUGUUUUAUCUUUAGCUUUGAAACAAAACAUGUGUUUUGCUUUUUACAACUUUUUAUUUAGCUUUUCUUGAAGAAAUGUGUUUUCCAAAGAUUUGCUCUUGUACAAGAACACGUAGAACACACAUGGAAAAAGAGUAAAACAGUGCAUCCACACAAAAGAAAGCUGGUUUUAGCUUUAA